Molecule: messenger RNA, 435 nt
Organism: Eruca vesicaria subsp. sativa (arugula)
Lineage: Eukaryota; Viridiplantae; Streptophyta; Magnoliopsida; Brassicales; Brassicaceae
Source: the annotation of a GenBank genome assembly
AUGGGAUAUUCGUCGGCGAGAGAGGUUCCGUUUGAGAAUCAAGGACCGGUUUCGGAUCCUGGAUCGGAAUCUGGAGGGCCAGAGAUUGGAUCCCCUGAUCCGCAAGCUAUGCGAGAAAAACCUGAAGCCGAUGUCUUGGAGACACUUACAAUAGCAAGUGAAGUGUUGACGGAUGGUGAGAAGCCGAAUGUGGGGAAGAAGCGAGCUAAGACUCAAUGGCCACUUUCUCAGUAUUCUCAGGGUCAAUUGCUAACUUUGGUUGAAUAUUUGAUGCUUUUGUACCGCUCUUUGCUGCCUACCCUUGUAUGGUACUGUUUCUUCUUGAACAAGGAUUAUGGAAGCCUCUUCUCCUCUCUUAUGACAGGACUGUACCUGACUUUCAAGCUCACUUCUGUAGUUGAGAAACUGGCUGAUGGUAAAGUCUUUGUCACGUAA